Molecule: messenger RNA, 3661 nt
Organism: Osmerus eperlanus (European smelt)
Lineage: Eukaryota; Metazoa; Chordata; Actinopteri; Osmeriformes; Osmeridae
Product: transcription factor AP-4-like
Exons: 7
Coding region: 330-1304 (324 amino acids)
Biological process (GO): regulation of transcription by RNA polymerase II
Cellular component (GO): nucleus
Molecular function (GO): DNA-binding transcription factor activity, RNA polymerase II-specific; protein dimerization activity; RNA polymerase II cis-regulatory region sequence-specific DNA binding
Source: RefSeq, a predicted model, not a curated record
GAGGCUUUUGGUAGUACUGUGCGAUUCCUACCAGCUGUUUCCCGCCUUGAAAGAUAUCCGAUCAGCUGCAAAUACACACAUACACUUACAUGCAGACGGGCAGAGGGAGGGUCAGAGCGCCAUACACAACGAGGGAACCCCGUCAGCUGGAGUAUAGUAACAUUACAACUCUGAAUACUCAGCUAAUACUACAUAUACAGACCUGGAAUCUUUUUUUUUAUCAUGGAGAUUUAGUACCGUGGUUCAAGGGAUUUUGCUCGCCAAAAACAGCAUCCACAUUUCUUAUUAAUUAAAACGAGAAAUUGGGAUCCUACACUGGAGAGGAAAGCAUGGAGUAUUUCAUGGUACCAGCUGAAAAGGUGCCCUCCUUGCAACAUUUUAGGAAAACGGAGAAGGAUGUGAUUGGUGGCCUUUGUAGUCUGGGGAAUAUCCCCCUGACCCCUGAAACGGCGCGCGACCAGGAGAGGCGAAUCCGACGGGAGAUCGCCAACAGCAACGAGCGUCGGCGCAUGCAGAGCAUCAACUCUGGCUUCCAGUCCCUCAAGACGCUCAUCCCCCACAGCGACGGAGAGAAGCUCAGCAAGGCAGCUAUCUUGCAGCAGACAGCAGAGUACAUCUUCUCCCUGGAACAGGAGAAGACCCGGCUACUGCAGCAGAACAAUCAGCUGAAGCGCUUCAUCCAGGAGUUCAGCGGCUCCUCCCCGAAGAGGAGGCGUGCUGAGGAGAAGGACGAGGGGAUCGGCUCCCCCGACAUCCUGGAGGAGGAGAAGGGGGAGGACCUGCGGAGGGAGAUGAUCGAGCUACGGCAGCAGCUGGAUAAGGAACGUUCCGCCAGGAUGCUGUUGGAAGAACAGAUCCGCUCCCUGGACGACCACCUGUACUCGGAGAAGCUUCUGGACCAGGAGCUGCGGGCCGGCCGCCUGGCCCAGCAGCAGCACGACCAGUCGGAGGAGAACACACCCGCCCUCAGCCCGCAGGUUUUGGCGCCGGCCACGCCUCCCGCCCCCACCCACCACGCCACGGUCAUCGUCCCUGCGCCGGCACAGCCCGCCACCCAGCCCCAUCACGUCACCGUGGUUACCAUGGGCCCGCCCUCGGUCAUCAACGCAGCAUCCACGUCUCGGCAGAACCUGGACACGAUCGUGCAGGCCAUCCAGCAUAUUGAGGGCACCCAGCACGAGGAGGCCGGUGUGGGGGGCGAGGACGAGCAGAGGAGGGCCGUGAUCGUCACCCCCGGACGAGGCCUGUCAGGCUCCGACACGGGGUCGGACAGCGAGGACGCGGAGGACUGCUCACUGCCCUGAGACCUUGUCUGGGUCACACACACACACCAAAAGAAGGGGCUUUUGACAGUGGGGCCCAUACAAACACCAAGCUCUCUGACUGUGGACACUACUAGGAGGAAGAUGAUGAUGGAAAAAGGCUAACACACACACACACAUCAUCCACUUACUGUAGAACCAUAGGCUGCCCUAACAGUUUAAUUGUCUUUUUCUUUCUUUUUUUCCAAUCUCUUACGCUCUUCUCAAUUUCCUGCUCCUUUGCUGGCUACCAAGGUUCUGACACACACACACACAGGACUACGUAAAGGGUGAGCUAGACUGAAUGUCUGGACCACACCAGUAUCCCCCCCUUUCUCGUUCCCUGGAUGACACUGCUCCAGAUCCUUGCUGGCACUUCCACACACAGACCUGGCGCUGGAACGAGAGGAUUUUUUUGUUUUACUCUUGCAGAGUAAAAAUGAAAACAUUUCACUUCCCCCGGUCUUUCUGCUGGGUGGGGUAUCUGGUCAGCGAUUGUACUUAAGGCCAACCAGCAGCACCUAGACUGGAAACUGUCACUUUGUCCCUGUCGAGCUAAGAAACUUAGCUUGGGAGACGAGGCAAACAUUUAGUUUUUGUUUUAUGGAGGAGAACAGAGGAAGAGUGCACUUAACCGAUUCCCUACCUUCUCUCUCUCUCUCCUUUUGUCUGUCUGUGUUGGUGCCACUACGUGCUCUUUUACUGGGCUGGGUCCCAGUAUACACGCCAUGUUUUUAGGUACACUACCCCCUUUCGACACCCCCCACACUCUAAAACGGCCACCCUAGGGCAACCUAAAGGUCGGGGUCGGUGCAGAAAAGAGCCUGGCUUGUUGUAGAAGCCAAUCCGAGGAUGGUUCUCUCUGUGCGUCCCAUCGUUCACCGGGGUUCGUUUUGGCUCUGGCGUCGUUCAGCGACCGCUCACCCUCCUCGAGGGUCAAGGCAUUCGCUCACCGAGUUGCUCGGUCGUGCCGUGGAGCUGCGUCGAACACGCCGAGCGCACUCGCUCUAUGCAUUCUCUCGUCGCCGAAGUGGUGGAUUUAUUUUCUAUCGUCGAACGUUCAUCGCCGCCGCUCGGACGUUAAAAGCUCUCAGUGCCGGAGUUGCAUGUCGUCCUGUCUUACAGUCCUCACUUUAGUUUUAGUUACCAGACAGAGACAGACUGCUAGGUGAACAGCAGCUGCUGGCCUUAACCCAGCCCUGGUGGAGGACAGACCUGAACAGUCCUCCAUCCUCUACCCCCCCGCCGAGAUCUCCCGCCCCCCCUUUACCCAGACCCCCUACUGUAGAGACAUGCCGGUAUCACUGGAGCCUUCCAUUUUUUUCACAUGGAUGGACAUUCUAGACAUUCCAGAAGAUUCUAUCCCUUUACCCUCCCAUCUUAACCAGCCCCUAUUCACUAGUACAGCAUGCUUGGUUUUAGUUUCUGGAGAUAGUUUUGGCAUCGUACCUGCCAUAGCAAUGGAGUCUCUUGUUUUGUUUUUUAUCGUAAUAUGAAUUUGAUGGCAAAUUCGAGAAUGUGUGUUCUUAAUGGUGUCCUUUUUUUUGUACAUAAAAAAAAAAAAAAACUGCUGGACAGAAAUUGUUCAAGUGGACGCAGCUCGGCUGUCCUUCCUGGCUCUAGGAGUGAACUCACAGCGAGGUCAGGACAGGACUGAGCUAGAUGGCUGCUGGGAUAUUUACCUCAGCCAGGGACGAACCGGUGUACACGGUCGACCUGCUCUCGAGGUAUGAUUUCUCCCCCCCCCCCCCCCCCCCCAAAGAAAACGUAUGUUGUUAAUCCUUACCUGAAACAGGCCCGCGUACUGAACACGUAUUGAUUGCUGAAAAGACGUGGUUUGCUCUUGGUCCAUCUUCCCUCUCGCCCGGUGAACCUGUAUUCAACCACUUCCUCUCGAAGCCUUUUAACUGCCCCGCGUCUCUGUAAACGGACACGUCAGAGAGUCGGGUCUGGAGAUCCGAGGAGGCAGGGGGGGUCAGUAACUGUGAUUUUGAAGCACUUACUGUACUAAGAGGGAGAGGGGGGGGGUCUAUUUUUGGGAAAAAAUCCCCCCCCCCUCCCCUCCCGCCCAGCUAAAGCCCUUGAAAAGCUGUGAGAGAAAGCGCAUAGCUGUUCUACUCUCCUAUAUACCCAUGCCCUCUCCAUGUCUCUCCAUCCCACACUCUCCCUCUUCUGUCGUCUCUCUCCUCAUCAGUCUGGACCUAUCUUCCCUCUCUCCAGACCCUCCUUUCCAUAAAAAAAAUAAUAAUCUGUUGUUGAUUUUGUUCGUGUUUGUUUUUUUGUGGACCUUUUGUUUGUUGGUCCAUGUGGUCAUCAAGAAGCUAUAAUAUUUCUGGAUUUUUUUUAAGGAAAAAAAACAA